CAGUAUAAAGUUUGCUGUCUCCUUUGUUCGCCCUCGUUGCGCAGUAGUGCAGUCGGCUUUCCGGUCGUGGUCUCCUGCGUGCGGCCUUCGCUCGAGCUGCGCUGUUAGCAACUCCUGGCUGGGGAGCUCGGAGGAGCUUACCACCAUCGACGCCCCUGCCGAAUCACUGGGGUAAAAAAAAAAAAUGGUUGAAGCAGAUCGCCCAGGAAAGCUCUUCAUCGGUGGGCUUAAUACAGAAACAAAUGAGAAAGCCCUCGAAGCGGUGUUUGGCAAAUAUGGAAGGAUCGUGGAGGUACUCUUGAUGAAAGACCGGGAAACCAACAAGUCAAGAGGUUUUGCCUUUGUCACCUUCGAAAGCCCAGCAGAUGCUAAGGAUGCUGCCAGAGACAUGAAUGGCAAGUCCUUGGAUGGAAAAGCCAUCAAGGUGGAACAGGCUACCAAACCAUCAUUUGAAAGUGGCAGACGUGGACCACCCCCGCCUCCACGAAGCAGAGGCCCUCCUAGAGGUCUUCGAGGAGGAAGAGGUGGAAGUGGAGGAACUAGGGGCCCUCCGUCACGAGGAGGGCACAUGGAUGACGGUGGCUACUCCAUGAACUUUAACAUGAGCUCUUCCAGAGGCCCACUGCCAGUCAAACGAGGCCCACCGCCCCGAAGUGGGGGUCCUCCUCCGAAAAGAUCUGCCCCUUCAGGACCAGUCCGCAGCAGCAGUGGAAUGGGAGGAAGAGCUCCUGUAUCACGUGGAAGAGACAGUUACGGCGGCCCGCCUCGAAGGGAACCCCUGCCCUCUCGCAGAGAUGUGUAUUUGUCACCCAGAGAUGAUGGAUACUCCACGAAAGACAGCUAUUCCAGCAGAGAUUACCCAAGUUCCCGUGAUACCCGAGAUUACGCACCCCCACCAAGAGACUAUACUUACCGUGAUUAUGGUCAUUCCAGUUCACGUGACGACUAUCCAUCCAGAGGCUAUAGUGACAGAGAUGGCUAUGGUCGUGAUCGGGACUAUUCAGAUCAUCCGAGCGGAGGCUCCUAUCGAGAUUCCUAUGAGAGCUAUGGUAACUCACGUAGUGCUCCACCUACACGAGGGCCCCCGCCAUCUUAUGGUGGAAGCAGUCGCUAUGAUGAUUACAGCAGCUCACGUGACGGAUAUGGUGGAAGUCGAGACAGUUACUCAAGCAGCCGAAGUGAUCUCUACUCAAGUGGUCGUGAUCGGGUUGGCAGACAAGAAAGAGGGCUUCCUCCUUCUAUGGAAAGGGGGUACCCUCCUCCACGUGAUUCCUACAGCAGUUCAAGCCGCGGAGCACCAAGAGGUGGUGGCCGUGGAGGAAACCGAUCUGAUAGAGGGGGAGGCAGAAGCAGAUACUAGAGACAAACAAAACUUUGGACCAAAAUCCCUGUUCAAAGAAACAAACAAAAUGGAAACUAUUCUGUCAUAACUACCCAAGGACUACUAAAAGGAAAAAUUGUGUUACUUUUUUUUUUAAGUUUCCUGUUAAGUUCCCCUUCCAUAAUUUUUAUGUUCUUGUGAGGAAAAAGUAAAACAUGUUUAAUUUUAUUUGAUUUAAUGACAUUGCUUUUAACAAGCAAAUGUUAAAUGUGUAAGACUUGACUUGUUGUAUUAGUGUUGUAAUUUUCCAAGUAAAAGUUUCCCUUAAAGGCCAAAUCCUAUCUGAUUUUUUUUUCCCCCAGUAAAUGAGGCAAGCAUUUCUUUACGAUCUUCCGCAAACAUCUAGCCACCUAGAUGUCCAUGAUCUCCGUUGAGAGAUCACACCUCCUGCCUGUUCCAACAGGUUAGCUCUCAGAGGGUGGUCGGGGUGUGCUAGCUACUCCUAGGAUUUCAGGAUGUCUUCAAACUGAAAUCUCCAUGUUCUCAGUAUGCAAAACCUGAGAUCAGAUGCCUGUGUAAGGAAAGUACUAUUCACCCAGUGAACCCCCCAAAGCAAAUGGAUAAUGCUGGCCACAUUUUGCCUUUCUGACAUUUCCUUGGGAAUCUGCAAGAACCUCCCCUUCCCCCUCCCCCAGUAAGACCAUUUAAGUGUGUGUUAAACAACUACAGAAUACUAAAUAAAAAGUUUGGCCAAAACCAAC
Messenger RNA from Ochotona princeps (American pika), 2082 nucleotides. It is a transcript of the gene RBMX, whose product is annotated as RNA binding motif protein X-linked. Gene Ontology annotation, cellular component: spliceosomal complex. The transcript is spliced from 9 exons. Bases 185 to 1360 code for a protein of 391 amino acids. The record is from RefSeq and is a predicted model, not a curated record. Lineage: Eukaryota; Metazoa; Chordata; Mammalia; Lagomorpha; Ochotonidae. Gene Ontology annotation, biological process: positive regulation of mRNA splicing, via spliceosome. Gene Ontology annotation, molecular function: RNA binding.